Messenger RNA from Pistacia vera, 798 nucleotides. Its product is annotated as protein phosphatase 1 regulatory subunit INH3-like. Gene Ontology annotation, molecular function: protein serine/threonine phosphatase inhibitor activity; protein phosphatase 1 binding. NCBI's taxonomy places the organism in Eukaryota, Viridiplantae, Streptophyta, Magnoliopsida, Sapindales, Anacardiaceae. The transcript has 3 exons. The record is from RefSeq and is a predicted model, not a curated record. Gene Ontology annotation, cellular component: nucleus. Bases 189 to 515 code for a protein of 108 amino acids.
ACGCUAGAAUUGUGUUCUUUGUUCCUAUUGACAUCUCUCUGUAUUACGGCUGACCUUAAUUACCUCACCCGUCGCUCGCCCACCUUUAACCUGAUCAACCUCUGCAUAAUUGGAAAAAAUUGUUGCGCGAACGAAUUGCAGUCUUUGACCUUUUUUUUAAGGCAAUAUGGAUAAAAAAUAGAAGACCGAUGAGUGCAACCAGUACAAGACCUUCUGCCUCUGUUACAAACACUGUCACUGUAGAAAAUGCAGAGAGCAGUCAAUCUCAAACUCUGGUCCUGCGGCUGAAUCGAAGGAAGAAGAAGGUGUCAUGGAAAGAUGGAACUGUAGACAACGAAUUCAUGCAAAAGAAGAGUUCCAAGAAGUGCUGCAUUUUCCACAAAGAGAAGCCGUUUGACGAAGAUACCAGUGAUGAUGAGGAGCAUGACCAUAAUCACCAUCAUCAUCAUAAGCAUGACCAUAAUCAUCAUGACCAUAAUUCCAAGGAUGCUGGUGGAAGCUCAACCUCUGUAUGAUUGAUUGAUUCGACGACGCAAUCCAUGUUAGUGGACACUGCCAGGUAUUGUCCUUGUGUAAAGUUUGGAUAACAGGAAGAAUUUUAUUGAUAGGAAAAUGAUUGGAAUAUUGAUAUUCUAUUAAAAGCUGAAACUGGGUAUCUAUGAAAUUUUUUCUUUUUCAUAUUAUUGAAAUUCAAGCAUAAUUUGUCAACUGUGUUUUCUUUCUUUUGUCCAAGGAGAUAGAUGACAGACUUUUGUAUCCUGGAUUUGAUCAUAUUAGUAAAGGUUUAUUGGAUGUACA